AUGACAUCGACCCCGCAGCCGCCGCGGGAUCUCGCGCACGCCGCGCCGCCGCCGCAGGAUCUCGCCAGCAUCGGCCUCGGCCUCGCGGCCGCCAGGUCCCUCCAUCACCGCCCGCCCCGCCACGGGAAGUUGCCGCCAGGUUCCGUGGAGCACCACCAAACCAUCUCAGGUUCGCUGAUCCACUCGAUGAUCCAGUUCUGCGGGGCGCCAGAGUACUUCAUGUUCAACGACCCGCAGCCGGUGAUCAUUUCGCCCCAGAUGGCCGCGGAACCCGCUCCCACUGUCCCCGCGGAGUACUUCAUGUUCAACGAUCCACAUCCGGUGAUCCCGGCCCAGAUCGCCGCGGAACCCGCUCCCAACAACAUUCCCGCGGCGGCCGUCUCCAGGGCAGCCAACACGGAGGCCGACAACCCCGAGGAGUGGGAGUUCAUCUCCGACGAGUCGCUCAACUACAUCAGCCGCAUGCUCAUGGAGGAGGACAUCGACGAGAAGGUCAGCAUGUACCAGGAGGAGUCCGCCACGCUGCGCGCCACCGCCAAGCCCUUCUACGACAUCCUCGGCCACAAGUUCCCGCCCUCGCCCGACCGCAGGCUCACGCCCUGGUCCCUCGACAGCCCCGGCGACAGCAGCGGCAGCGGCAGCUGCAGCCAGGCCCAGUCCUUGUCCAGCGUCGUUACUAGCUGCAGCGUCGGUGGCGCCGUCGAUAGCAACCAGCCCCAUAAUGUCGCGCACUGCGAGCAGCUGGAAGCCUACCGGGGCUUGUGCGGCCGGUCUUCCCAGCCGCUGCUUGGCCCGUCGACCGGUGUUUCUGAUGCGGCGGAGGGGCUGGAGGAUGCUUUGAUCACCAACGGCAGGAUCCCGGAGUACCUGUUCGAGAGCCUUCCCACUUGGGAUUUCAGGAGAGGCGUCGAGGAAGCGCAGAAGUUUCUCCCUUGCAGCGACAGGCUAGUCAUUGAUUUAGAAGCUGCCGAUGUCUCAAAGCCUCAACAAGCAGAAGCCAAAGACAAAGACGCUCCCAGCAGGACGGAGGUCUUGAAGGCCAAGAAAAACAGGCAGAGCCAAGAUCUUGACUUGAUAGAAGGACGCAACAUUAAACAGUCUGCAUUCUGUUCUGAUGAGCCUGAUUGGAUCGAGAUGUUUGACGAUUUGCUUCGUGAAACCGAAAAGAAGGCUACAGUUCUGCGAGAACAGAUGCGGACCGAAGCUUCCAAGAAUUCUCAGGUCGUUCAGGCAAAGAGUACCACCGGGGUGCGGACAAGGGGCAGGAAGCCAACAAAAAAUGAUGUGGUCGAUCUUAGGACCAUCCUCAUCCACUGUGCUCAGGCAGUUGCAGCUGAUGACCGCCGAACUGCUAAUGAGUUGCUCAAGCAAAUAAAACAGCAUUCCAAGGUAAAUGGGGACGGAAGCCAGAGGUUGGCAUUUUGCUUUGCACAGGGCCUCGAGGCUCGUUUGGCUGGCACAGGGAGCCAACAGUACCGUAGGCUUGUGGCGAAGCGGACAACAGCUUCCGACAUGCUCAAAGCCUACCAUCUCUACCUUGCAGCAUGCCCAUUCAAGAGGCUCUCACAUUUCCUCUCUAAUCAAACAAUCUUGAGCAUGACAAAAAAUGCAUCAAAGGUGCAUAUCAUUGAUUUUGGCAUCUAUUUUGGCUUACAAUGGCCAUGCCUCAUCAGGCGUCUCGCCAAGAGGGAAGGCGGCCCACCAACGCUGCGCAUCACAGGAAUUGAUGUACCUGAGCCAGGUUUCCGCCCUACCGAGCGCGUCGAAGAGACAGGACAAAGGCUUGCAGAGUAUGCUAAGAAGUUUGGUCUGCCUUUUGAGUACCAAGCCAUAGCAUCAAAGUGGGAAACUAUUCGUGCUGAGGAUCUCAAGGUUGGCAAAGAUGAAGUGGUGAUUGUUAAUUGCCUGUACCGUUUCAGAAAUCUUAUUGACGAAACAGUUGCUGUAGACAGCCCUAGGAAUAGGGUGCUCAAUACCAUAAGGCAAGUCAAUCCAGCAAUUUUCAUCCAUGGAAUUGUGAAUGGGUCAUACAGUGUCCCCUUCUUCAUCACACGUUUCCGGGAGGCAUUGUUCCAUUACUCUGCAUUGUUUGACAUGCUUGAGGCAACAGUGCCACGGGAUGAUGACCAGCGUAGACUCAUGGAGAGAGAUCUCUUUGGCCGUGAGGCACUCAAUGUCAUUGCAUGUGAGGGCUCAGACAGAGUCGAGAGACCAGAGACAUAUAAGCAGUGGCAGGUGAGGAACCUGAGGGCAGGAUUUGUCCAGUCUCCGCUGAACCAGGACAUUGUGAUAAAAGCUAAAGACAAAGUGAAAGAUUUGUACCACAAGGAUUUUGUUAUAGACGAAGACAGUGGAUGGCUCCUGCAAGGCUGGAAAGGAAGAAUAAUCCAUGCUAUAAGUACAUGGAAGCCUAAUAACAAGUAGGCUCUUUGCCUGCAUAUCUCUUAUACCAUUGUUGAAGCCAGAUCUUGAUCAGCGCACCGGUAUUUCGAGGAAAUGGCUUGAAGAAUGGCACAGAAUCUCUUCGCACUGCACCAGAUCAAUGUGGGAGCUUUUAUAAGAAUACAGUGUAGUUGCAUCUAUUUAGCCACUAGCCAGUACUAAGAUAAGCUAGAUGAAAAGAAUGGUGGUUGAGCUCCCCCUUGGCCAUGAAAAUGGCCUGAAGAGUGGACAAGAGUGUUAUUGCACUGCGCCAGAACAAGGCGGGAGCUUCCGUAAGAACUCAGUGCCAAUUGUGUCUGUGUGUCCAUCUUCUCUAUUAGUUAAUUAGUUAGCCAACUACCUAAGAUCUUAUUGUUGGUACUCUCGACUUUUCUGGAUUUAUCUAUGUCGGUAAGAGAAGGGUGGGAUUCAUCAUCACCAUCGUCAAAUCAAAUAUUUCCCCAUGAGCAAACAUCCACAUUUCAUUUGAUUAUUUUCGCAGUAUGCGCUGCAUGCUGUCGAGGAAUGGGAGUCCUUGGACUUUAGUGCGGCA
This is a messenger RNA of Lolium rigidum, 2974 nucleotides long. Its product is annotated as scarecrow-like protein 9. Gene Ontology annotation, cellular component: nucleus. The record is from RefSeq and is a predicted model, not a curated record. NCBI's taxonomy places the organism in Eukaryota, Viridiplantae, Streptophyta, Magnoliopsida, Poales, Poaceae. Gene Ontology annotation, molecular function: DNA-binding transcription factor activity; sequence-specific DNA binding. The transcript is spliced from 4 exons. Gene Ontology annotation, biological process: regulation of DNA-templated transcription. Bases 1 to 2424 code for a protein of 807 amino acids.